Molecule: messenger RNA, 1032 nt
Organism: Episyrphus balteatus (marmalade hoverfly)
Lineage: Eukaryota; Metazoa; Arthropoda; Insecta; Diptera; Syrphidae
Exons: 4
Coding region: 206-994 (262 amino acids)
Source: RefSeq, a predicted model, not a curated record
AUAACAGUUACAGUAUCCCGUGGGCUAUAUAACGGUUCGGGUGUAAUUCAAAUUUACUCCACAUAAAUCGUAUUUCAUAGGACCAUAGUGACGAUUCGUAGACAAAAUUAUAUUGUGUCUUCGAUCAAGGACAUUUUUCUUUUAUAGACCUCCACAACCUGAAGCAAUUUAUUUUUAUUUUUGUUGUUGUUGUUGGUGUAUUAAAAUGCCCUGUCAAUUUUAUUUACUGAAUGUUAUCUUUUGUUGGUUUUGUUUUCUUAUGCCAAUGCCAAGUGCUGAGUCGCAAUAUGAUGUGAUACACUUUACGACAGAACAAAAUGAAAAGAAAGUGCUUGAAUUCCUCAUGGUAACGGAAGUAAACUGUGGAGAAACGCAGACGAUGGUAGAUGUGUGCUUUAAGAAUCUACCUCCACAUUUAAUGGAAUUCCUACAGAAGACGAAAAUAGCAGUAAAUAAGGAUGAAAUUGCUUCUAAGUGCACAGUUUUUAAACGUGGAAUGGAAUGCUUUGAUCGUUAUACGGAGCGCUGUUUACCUAAAGAUAAAGUUUUUCAUUUUCAAAAUAAUGUGGCUGGUGCAAGGAAAUUUUUGAGUAAAUUUUGUGAUGAUCAUAAAUUUCAAAAAGAAUACUUAAAACACAAAGAGUGUUUCUACCAUAUUCAAGAGGAUUGGAAACGAUGCACAAAAGAAUUUCAAAGUAUUCUAUUAAAUGAGCUUCGCGGACACAACACAAUGAAUAUAACAAACAAAUAUAUGCAAUUUUGUUGUGCUCGACAUGCUUAUGAAACAUGCAUAUACAACAGUGCUCGUUUCAAAUGCUUCCAGAAUGCAACGAAAUUCUCAACUGAAACGGCCAAAAUGUUAUCGGAGGAAAAACUUUUCAGCAAUUGCCGACAAUAUGAGAACUUGGUGUGUGCUGCACCUAGAAUUUCUGUCAAAGAACAAACUUUUAGCUUGGUUUUUCUAUUAAUUUGCUUAUUUACAGCAGUGAUUUGAAGAAACAUUUGUUUAUAAAUAAGACACAAAUAAAUAAU